UCCGGCGGGUUGGUUCCUGUCGACUAGGACCAGGAGUAGAAGCAGAGCUCGGCCAACUGCGAACUAACAGGUUUUGUGAGAGAUUGAAGGCGGCUGCUGACCAUUCUAGGCAGAUGUUGGCUGGUCCGAGAUGAGCGUUACUUUGGACAUCAGACUUAAGAGAGCGAACAAAGUUUAUCAUGAGGAGGAGGUGGUGGCCGGGGUCAUCGUGCUUGUGUGUAAGGAGACCAUGCAGCAUCACGGCAUCUGUCUGAGCAUGGACGGCCUGGUCAACCUACAGCUCAGUUCCAAGAGCGUCGGCGUCUUUGAGGCAUUUUACAACUCAGUCAAGCCGAUCCAACUGAUCAGCAGCAGCAUUGAGGUGGCCAAGGCAGGAAAGAUCCCAGGAGGCAAGACCGAGAUUCCCUUUGAGUUCCCACUGCACAUGAAGUCCAAUAAAGUCCUGUAUGAGACCUACCACGGUGUGUUCGUCAACAUCCAGUACACACUUCGCUGUGACGUGAAGCGCUCGCUGUUGGCCAAAGACCUGAGCAGGACCUGUGAGUUCAUCGUGCAUUCUCAGCCACAGAAAGCUAAAGUUGUCCCUACUAGGGUGAACUUCACCAUCACUCCAGACACUCUACAGAGCAGUCGUGAGAGGAGCAAUUUGCCAAAAUUUCUUAUCCAAGGUCAUUUAGAUGCCACUAACUGUGUGAUCAGUCAGCCGUUGACCGGGGAGGUUGUGGUGGAGAACUCGGAUGUUCCCAUAAAGAGCAUUGAGCUCCAGCUCGUCCGAGUGGAGACCUGUGGUUGCGCUGAAGGUUACGCCAGAGAUGCAACUGAGAUCCAGAACAUUCAGAUAGCAGAGGGGGACGUGUGUCACGGUCUGGCCAUACCCAUCUACAUGGUGUUUCCCCGCUUGUUCACCUGCCCCACCCUGGAGACCACCAACUUCAAAGUGGAGUUUGAAGUCAACAUUGUCAUUGUACUUCACGACGACCAUCUCAUCACUGAGAAUUUCCCUCUGAAGCUGUGCAGAGUCUGAAGAUGAAAUCAUGUCUACACUGAAACAUUCCUCAGCGAUUUGCACCAAGCAUUUUGAGACCACAACCAUGUGAUCUGAGAGGCUUUUCCCAGAAGCUAGAAGAAAAGGUUAAAUAAUAGCUGGAUUCAACUCCUUUAGUAAACACAAUCAUUUAAGUUUAAGUAAUUUUAACUUCAAGCAAGGAGUUGUAGCUUUGGAGGGAUUUAGGAAAACUCAACUCUGGAAAAAAGUGAGAAACAUUUUGAUCUCAUUGGGGAGUAGCCAUUGGCUUCUUGGCAUAACCAUUUUAUUCAGACUUGGAUUGGAUCACAUAAAAUGCCCUUCUGGAAUAAUAAAUUGGACAGUAAACCCAAGGGGACUCAUUUCAGAUUGUUGCUCAACUGGUAACUAAUUUUGUCAACACAGCAUCACCCUGUCCACUUACCACUGGACUGAUGAGGAAAAUGGUUUCCUAUAAGGCAGAAAAUAAUCACUGAUUUAGCAAGGGUCCAAAACAGAAAUCAUUUCUCAUUUCAAUCAGUGAAAACAGAACCUUUUAAAUGCAAU
Molecule: messenger RNA, 1570 nt
Organism: Sphaeramia orbicularis (orbiculate cardinalfish)
Lineage: Eukaryota; Metazoa; Chordata; Actinopteri; Kurtiformes; Apogonidae
Gene: vps26c
Product: VPS26 endosomal protein sorting factor C
Exons: 8
Coding region: 131-1024 (297 amino acids)
Biological process (GO): intracellular protein transport
Source: RefSeq, a predicted model, not a curated record